Acomys russatus (golden spiny mouse) is the source of this 1763-nucleotide messenger RNA. RefSeq names its product keratinocyte differentiation factor 1 (gene Kdf1). Gene Ontology annotation, cellular component: cell junction. The record is from RefSeq and is a predicted model, not a curated record. Lineage: Eukaryota; Metazoa; Chordata; Mammalia; Rodentia; Muridae. Gene Ontology annotation, biological process: keratinocyte development; regulation of epidermal cell division. The transcript is spliced from 4 exons. The coding region runs from base 351 to 1544 and encodes 397 amino acids.
AUGUCCCCAGCGGCGACCCGUGCCGCGCUCCCGCGAGACGCUCACCUGCGACCCAGGUGAGCGCAGAGGGGGGCGGGGAAAGUGCUGGCCGGAGUCGGUUCACCUGGCGGGGCAGCCGUUCAUUGAGAAGUCCAGGAGAUUUUAAAGCCUAAGUUAGACCACAAAAAGAACUUUCUCUUUGGGGCAAGAAGAUCUCAACGUUUGCAAGGGUUUGCAGGAUGCUCCGUUCAUCCUCAUCACAGGCUUCCCAGAAGUCUAAAGCUCUUCAGGUCAGCCCAGGGGCUUCUCUCUGACCUCCUCCUGGCUUCUCCCCUGCAGGUGCCUGGCUGUAGCAAGCCAUGCUCUGAGCCAUGCCCAGGCCGGGACAGCCCCGCCCAUCAUCUGGGCCUCCGCGCUUGGGGCCCUGGGAGCGGCCUGCCGAGCUAUGCCUGGAAACCAAUGAUGAGCGCUCCCAGCCUCCUCCAGGCCGCCGCACCCGCAGGCCAGACCGCAAGGACCCCGGCCACCACGGGCCAGAGAGUAUCACCUUCAUUUCAGGCUCUGCCGAACCAGCCACCGAGCCCCCAACCUGCUGCUUCCUCUGGCGCCCCUGGGGGUGGGACUGGUGUAGAGCUGCCUUCUGCUUCCGACGCUGCAGGGAUUGCCUGCAGCGCUGUGGUGCUUGUGUGCGGGGCUGUAGCCCCUGUUUAUCUGCUGGGGACCCCACUGAAAGGUCUGCUGAAGCCACCUGGGCCAAGGAGCAUAACGGUGUGCCCCCCAGCCCGGACCGUCCACCCCCCAUCCGCCAAGAUGGCCAGCGGGUCAAGUCCAGCGUGGGCAGCAGCUUCAGCUAUCCCGACGUUAAACUCAAGGGCAUCCCGGUCUACCCCUAUCCCCAGGCCACCUCCCCAGUCCCUGACACGGACUCCUGCUGCAAGGAGCCCCUGGCGGAGCCUCCUCCCACGAGGCACAGCCUGCCUAGCACCUUCACCAGCAGCCCCCGCGGCUCCGAGGAGUACUACUCCUUCCAUGAAUCGGACCUGGACCUGCCUGAGAUGGGCAGUGGCUCCAUGUCGAGCCGGGAGAUUGAUGUGCUUAUUUUCAAGAAGCUGACAGAGCUGUUCAGCGUACACCAGAUUGACGAGCUGGCCAAGUGCACGUCGGACACCGUAUUCCUUGAGAAGACCAGCAAGAUCUCAGACCUAAUCAGCAGUAUCACACAGGACUACCACCUGGAUGAGCAAGACGCAGAGGGCCGCCUGGUGCGUGGCAUCAUCCGCAUCAGUACCCGCAAAAGCCGCUCCCGCCCCCAGACCUCGGAGGGGCGUUCUGCCCGUUCUACUGCCCCUGCUGCUGCCCCCGACAGUGGCCAUGAGACCAUGGUGGGCUCUGGCCUCAGCCAGGACGAACUGACAGUGCAGAUCUCCCAGGAGACUACUGCAGACGCCAUCGCCAGGAAGCUGAGGCCGUAUGGAACCCCAGGGUACCCAGCCAGCCAAGACUCCUCCUUCCAGGGCACGGACACAGACUCUUCAGGGGCACCCCUGCUGCAAGUGUACUGCUAACCACCACUGGCCCAGCAGUCACCCCUUUGGAAGAAGCACGGCCAGCGGAGGAGCAGCCAGGACCUCUGGGGAGGCCAUAUCCUGAGCCCAGAAGCAGUGGCCUUUCUGGCUUCUCUGCCUUCCCUAACUCAUCUCAGACCAUGUACAUUUCACAAGGCCAUGGUGCCCACAUCCUCCGCCUCUCCAGCUGGACUGACUACUGCCUGGGCCUGAAAGCAA